Molecule: messenger RNA, 761 nt
Organism: Chanos chanos (milkfish)
Lineage: Eukaryota; Metazoa; Chordata; Actinopteri; Gonorynchiformes; Chanidae
Gene: cfap410
Product: cilia and flagella associated protein 410
Exons: 7
Coding region: 6-761 (251 amino acids)
Biological process (GO): mRNA splicing, via spliceosome; cytoskeleton organization
Cellular component (GO): U4/U6 x U5 tri-snRNP complex
Molecular function (GO): protein binding
Source: RefSeq, a predicted model, not a curated record
UCAAAAUGAAAUUAACUCGAAAACUUGUUCUAGCGAGAGCCAAAGCUUCGGACCUGGACAGCGUCAAAAAAUUAAAUUGCUGGGGCUGCAGUUUGACCGAUAUCUCCAUUUUCUCAGAGAUGCCAAGUAUUGAGGUCCUAACACUAAGUGCCAAUAACAUCUCCUCUCUGGAACACAUAUCUACUUGUCAGAAUCUCACUGAGUUAUAUUUGAGACGGAACAACAUCCAGGACCUCUCUGAACUGUGUCAUCUAAGGGGCCUCACCCACCUAAAAGUUCUGUGGCUGGCAGAGAACCCAUGCUGUCAGGCUGAUCCAGCUAAGUACCGUUUAACAGUUCUCCGUACCCUGCCAGGCCUGCAUAAAUUGGACAACCAAGUGGUUACAGAGGAGGAACUUGCUCUUGCUCUGGCAGAAGGGGAGGAGAUCAGCACCCCUCCAGGCACUGCUUCUACCAGCUCCACCAAUGGCCUCACAGAGGCAGACUCUGAGAACGACCCCCUCAAUUACAGUAUGGAGGAGACCAACAAAAUACGUGCCCAGUUAGGGAUGAAGCCAUUACCCAGAGAUAAGUUCCCAUCUUUUUCCUCUCCACGGGAGUCUGGGGGAGCCAGACGAAGAAAGAGCCAUACACUGGAGGCUGUACUACUGCUACUGAAGGACUUGGAUGAGGAGGAGCUGAAACUGGUUCAAACAGCAACAGAGACCAAGCUGAGAGCACGACAUCGACAGAAAGAGAAAGCUGCCAUCACACAGCAGUGA